This is a messenger RNA of Anopheles stephensi (Asian malaria mosquito), 1972 nucleotides long. RefSeq names its product L-2-hydroxyglutarate dehydrogenase, mitochondrial (gene L2HGDH). The record is from RefSeq and is a predicted model, not a curated record. The coding region runs from base 366 to 1685 and encodes 439 amino acids. Gene Ontology annotation, molecular function: (S)-2-hydroxyglutarate dehydrogenase activity; (S)-2-hydroxy-acid oxidase activity. The transcript has 3 exons. NCBI's taxonomy places the organism in Eukaryota, Metazoa, Arthropoda, Insecta, Diptera, Culicidae.
CGAUCGGUUAUAAUCAAAAAUUUCCACUGUAGUAAUUUGUGUGAUAAGCACAAUUUGAGUUUGGGGAGAACAUUUAUCAUUAAUCUAACAGAACAGAGAAGAAAUGCAUCUGCGUUGCUGUUAUCAGUAACGAUACGAGCGUAAUAACAUUGUCUACGUGUGUGGCACACUUUAGCUUUGUAUUUCGCAAAAGAAAACAAUGUCAACAACAAGGUCAUUCAUCCGUCCGCUCUUCGGCCGCAGCGAGCAAAGAAGUAGUGGUAGAUUUCGGUUUAAUAAAACCUUUAUUUCAGUCGACUCGGGCUGUGCAUUCGCGAGGUGUAGUGUGUGGUAGAAUAACGUAAGCAAUUAACGCAGUCACGAAAAUGAUGCUGUCCAAAACAUUUGCACCACGAACGAUCGCUGGAAUCGCGUGCAGGGCCUACUCUGCCGACGCGAAUAGGAACUAUGACAUCGUAGUAGUUGGUGGAGGUAUUGUCGGUACGGCAUCGGCCCGUGAAAUUUUGCUGCGACAUCCGACGCUACGGAUCGCGAUCGUGGAGAAAGAAGCGAAACUGGCCUUUCACCAGAGCGGUCACAACAGUGGCGUUAUCCAUGCGGGCAUUUACUACAAACCGGGCUCGCUCAAGGCGAAGCUGUGCGUGGAGGGAUUGCAUUUAAGCUACAAGUAUCUGGACGAAAAGAACAUACCCUACAAGAAAGUUGGCAAGCUGAUUGUGGCCACAAAUGCGGUUGAAGUGGAGCGAUUGAAUGACCUGUACCAGCGCUCGCUGGCCAACAAUGUGCCCGAUGUGCAGAUGGUCGAUCAGGCCAAGAUCAAAGAGAUCGAACCAUAUUGCGAGGGCCUGAAAGCGAUCUGGUCCCCGCACACGGGCAUCGUCGAUUGGGGCCUUGUGACGCAGUACUAUUCGCGCGAUUUUAAAGCUGCCGGAGGAGAUGUGUACGUAAAUUUUAAGGUGUCCAAAUUUACCGAGGCACCGGACAAUGUGGACUAUCCGAUCGUGGUGCGCAGCGAGAAAGGCGAUGAGAUCCGGGCCCGCAACAUACUGACCUGUGGCGGGCUGCAGUCUGAUAAGCUGGCGGAGAUGACGGGCUGUCCGUCGGUGCCGAAAAUCGUUCCAUUCCGAGGCGAGUAUCUGCUGCUCAACAAGGACAAGUGCCAUAUGGUGCGGGGAAACAUCUACCCCGUGCCCGAUCCGCGAUUUCCGUUCCUCGGUGUACACUUUACGCCCCGCAUGGACGGUAGUGUGUGGUUGGGUCCGAAUGCUGUGCUCGCCUUCCGUCGGGAAGGAUACAAGUGGUCUGACAUUAAUUUGCUGGAACUGAUCGACGCGCUGCGUUUUCCGGGAUUCAUCAAAAUGGCCUCGAAAUUUGUCGGCGCCGGCAUGAUGGAGAUUGCCCGGUCGGCGCUGAUACCGUUGCAGGUACGUGAGUUACAAAAGUUUAUACCGGACAUUCACGAGUACGAUGUGUCGCGUGGGCCGGCCGGUGUCCGAGCGCAAGCACUCGAUAACGAUGGUAAUUUAGUGGACGAUUUUGUGUUUGAUCAUGGGAAAGGCAAUUCAGCGCUUUCGAAAAACAUUCUUCACUGCCGCAAUGCUCCGUCGCCUGGGGCAACGAGCUCGCUUUCGAUUGCUAAAAUGAUUGCCGAUAAAAUCGAGCAAGAGUUUCACAUUGGCAAGUGAGCAAGUGUGCAGGAUGACGUUAAAGGACGAUACUCUGUUACUCUGUUUGUUGUUAUUCGUUGCUAAUGGGGUGGAAUCAUAUUCCACCCAAUUGUUGUCACAAUUUAUUUUACGAAAGUGAUUACACCCGCGCGUGUACAUUAUAGUGUUGCUGCUGGUCCGUUACAGUUUUCCGCAUCCUUACAAAAGUAAGCACACGGGAACAUGCACAUAGAACAAAAAAAAAAAUCUAAAUAAAAACCGAACCGCAAUCUAGCGCAAGCGUAACGUAUGGAGAAGGAGUUACA